Molecule: messenger RNA, 1654 nt
Organism: Brienomyrus brachyistius
Lineage: Eukaryota; Metazoa; Chordata; Actinopteri; Osteoglossiformes; Mormyridae
Product: stonustoxin subunit beta-like
Exons: 2
Coding region: 54-608 (184 amino acids)
Molecular function (GO): protein binding
Source: RefSeq, a predicted model, not a curated record
GCGUGUCUCACAGCGCAGGGGGCAGCCGGAGCGCCGCAGACUCGGGCGGCUACAUGAGUAUAUUGGGAAUAAAAUACUCCUGCCAGCUGACGCUGGACCCCAACACAGCAAACAAAUUCCUGUCUCUGUCAGAGGGGAACAGGAAGGUGACACGGGGGGCAGAGCAGCCAUAUCCUGAUCAUCCAGAGAGAUUUGAUGACUGGUCCCAAGUUCUGUGCAGAGAGUGUUUGACUGGUCGCUGUUACUGGGAGGCUGAGUGGAGUGGAGAUGAAGCCUGGAUAGCAGUGACUUAUAAAGGAAUUGGGAGGAAAGGAGGGAGUGAUGACUGUGGGCUUGGAACCAAUGACAAGUCAUGGGUGCUGUGCUGCUCUCCUCACAGUUACUCUGUCCGGCACAAUAAUAAACACACUGUCAUACCCAUAAAGUCCUCAGACUCCCGCAGAGUAGGAGUGUAUCUGGACCGGGCGGCUGGUACUCUGUCCUUCUACAGAGUCUCCUCUGAUGGACUGACCUUCCUGUACAGCUUCACCUCCUCAUUCACUGAACCCCUCUACCCAGGGUUCUGGGUUUAUACAAACUCCUCAGUGUCCCUGUGCAUGCUGGGAUAGCUCACUGUGUGCUGGAGGAAUCAUUUUUACCUUAUCAGAGUGUCAAAUAUUGCUGCUUCUCCAAGGUAAAAAGGUAAAAUCUCUGCUUUUUAACCAGUAUAACCCUUUUCACUCUUAAGUGUGAUGUAUGUAAAAUAAAUGGCUGGGUUCGGCAAGCUGAACAAACAUGUAAAAUAACUGUAUUUGUUUCUAAAAUGUAAUCCUGGUGAUUGGGGAGGGUUUCCGCCUCACCUUAUGUACAUUUUAUAUGUUACUGUCUAUAUAUUUUAUUUGCUCCUGUUGUGUCACCUGUGACGGGAAGGGGGAAUUAUGAUUUACGGGUUUAUGGUUUGGUUAUGGCUUUCCCCCCCCCCUUUUUCCUUCUCCUUUAGGCAGUGCCACGAAAGCUUUGGGGCGUUAGCGCCGUCCGCCGGUGGUAAUUGAGGGGCGGGAUUUGCUAGAUUGGGCGGUGGGAGGGAGAGACUUGAUCGGGUUUUAAAGAUGGCCACGUGAAAGGUUCAGGAGCGCGGUCCGGGGACGGAAGGCGAUUACUACGGUUGUUUUUAAAGACGCGUCAGCGGGGCGAUGCGGGCUUUCCCAAGCGGAGCGCGGACUUGAGUGAGCUGAGGUACCAGGCUACAAGUUAAGGGUCUGCGGUAUCGAUAGAGGGACGGCGAGCGCGCAGCCAUAGCAUCUGGGGAGGUAGGAGCAGUGGGAAGGCGACGCAGAUGACGGCUGGGGGGGAUAUUGUGCUUAGGCCCCGGAAGUUCCUAACUGGUGGGGCGUAGGACGCUAGCAGUUCGGGUUACGGCAAGGACGGUGUUGUUCCGGGGUUGUUUGGCUUUAUUUCCCCCGCAGGUCUAAGAUCGCCGCCGUGGGUCGGCUGGCUUGGGAGGCACCGGGCUGGUGCCUAUUGCAGCCAACGGAUUAAGGCGGUGAGCGGCAUACGAGCUACCAGGCUAAGAGGAGGACGACGGGAAGAGCGUUGCUUAUCUCCGCGGGACCGAGAGAGCUCCGGAAGGAGACCGACGCGGCCGGAGUAUGGCGGCCCUGCUGGAAAGGGAUAG